This is a messenger RNA of Cuculus canorus (common cuckoo), 3617 nucleotides long. It is a transcript of the gene AMDHD2, whose product is annotated as amidohydrolase domain containing 2. Gene Ontology annotation, molecular function: N-acetylglucosamine-6-phosphate deacetylase activity. NCBI's taxonomy places the organism in Eukaryota, Metazoa, Chordata, Aves, Cuculiformes, Cuculidae. Gene Ontology annotation, biological process: N-acetylglucosamine catabolic process. Bases 1022 to 2251 code for a protein of 409 amino acids. The transcript is spliced from 11 exons. The record is from RefSeq and is a predicted model, not a curated record.
UCAGCACCCUGCCUGGGAACAACCUGCAAUGAGGCGUGGGACUCUGCGUAACUGUGGGACACCGAACAGGAUGAGCACGAGAGCAGGAGCACUGGGUGGACAGUGCGGCACACAGCAGCCCUGCAGAGCAGAGAGGGCAGAGGGAAGUGGAAGUGUCUGCCAGCAGAACUGUAGGAGUAAAUGCUUAGACUGUUGGUGACAUUGGCUUUAGUCUAGACAGAUUUCCACGCAGGUACAGGUUGCAAGAGGAGCGAUUGGGAUGAGAUCUGAGGAAGAAAUGUUUUGGUGUGAGGGUGGGGAGACCCUGGCCCAGGUUGCCCAGAGCAGUGGUGGCUGCCCCAUCUCUGGAGGUGUUCAAGGCCAAAUUGGAUGGGGCUUGGAGCCCCUGAUCCAGUGGGAGGUGUCCCUGCCUGUGGCAAGGGGUGGAACUGGAUGGGCACUGAGGUCUCUUCCAGCCCAAACCAUUCCAUGGUUGUAUGAUGUUUCUUCCGCAAGGGCACACGCCGCGAUCCCUGUGCCAGCGUCCCAACUCACUGAGGGCUGGAAGGUGCCAGGAGCUGCCCUGGCGCUGGCUGGUGGCUCCGAGUGGCUCCAGACCCCCGUGCUUGGAGUUGAUGCCCGUGGUGGGGCAGGAGGUCAGAGGGGCACAGGGAGCCCUUGAGGAGGCGGUGGUGCACCUGCAGCUCUGAGACUAGCGCUGGAGCUCUGGGAAGCAGGCGUGCUUUGUCAGCCCAGGCAACACAAGGAGCAAUCGCCAUCGAUCGCGUGUGGCGAGACCAGAGCUGGGGCAGAACGGGGGGCACUGGGGCAUGUGCCCUCGCCCAGACAGCGACACUCCCCCCGCCAGAUAGUGCAGACCUCCCCAAAUGGCGUCUAGGGCUGUCACGUGGGGCGGGUGGGGAAUCCCGCCCGUCAGCUGGGCGGGAUCACGUGACCAGCCCGCGCUGCGCUGCGGGGCGCGAUUGCCCCGGCCCGGCGCCCCCGCAGCCUCUGGGCCGCCCCGCCGCUCCGCCGCUUCACCAUGCCGUCCAACAAAUCCGUCUCGGACGCGCCCAUCGUCCAGUUCACCAACUGCCGCAUCCUACGAGGCCACCGGCUGCAACGGGAGGACCUGUGGGUACGGGAGGGGAAGAUCCUGAACCCGGAGAAACUAUUCUUUGACGAGAAGGGCUCUGCUGACGUCCAGCUGGACUGUAAGAACAGCAUCAUCGCCCCAGGCUUCAUCGAUGUCCAGAUCAACGGUGGCUUUGGGGUGGACUUCUCUCUGGCCACAGAGGACUUCAAAUCAGGGAUUGACCUUGUCAGUCAGAAAAUCCUUUCCCAUGGAGUGACCUCGUUCUGUCCCACCCUGGUGACCUCUCCUCCAUCCGUGUACCACCAGGUUCUCCCUCAGAUCAGUGUAAGGAAUGGCGGAGCCCAUGGAGCAGGCAUCCUGGGGGCCCAUCUGGAAGGACCGUUCAUCAGCAAGGAGAAGAAAGGGGCACACCCGGAGUGCUGCCUUCGCACCUUUGAAGCAGGUGCCUUCCAGGACCUGCUUGCCACCUAUGGGUCCCUGGACUGUGUCCGGAUCAUCACCCUGGCCCCAGAGAUGAAGAGGAGCAGUGAGGUGAUCCAGGAACUCACCAAGCGGGGCAUCUGUGUCUCGCUCGGUCACUCAGUGGCAAAUCUCUCCCAGGCUGAGGAGGCUGUGCAGCACGGCGCAACCUUCAUCACUCACCUCUUCAACGCCAUGCUGCCGUUCCAUCAUCGUGAUCCUGGGAUCGUGGGGCUGCUGACAAGUGACAGGAUUCCUGCUGGGCGGAGAGUCUUCUAUGGCAUGAUCUCUGAUGGCAUCCACACCAACCCUGCCGCCCUGCGGAUUGCCCACCGAGCCCACCCCAAAGGCCUGGUGUUGGUGACAGAUGCAAUUGCUGGCAUGGGACUGGCACCAGGUCGGCACACGCUGGGUCAGCAGGUGGUGGAGAUCGAUGGGCUGAACACCUACAUUGCGGGCACAAAGACCCUGAGCGGCAGCGUGGCAACCAUGGACACAUGUGUGCGACACUUCCAAGAAGCCACAGGGUGUUCGGGAGAGACUGCGUUGGAAGCAGCGUCUCUGCAUCCUGCCCAGCUCCUGGGGAUUGACCACAAAAAGGGGACACUAAAUUAUGACUCCGAUGCAGAUUUCGUGAUGCUGAAUGACAGUCUGUAUGUACAAGCCACAUACAUCGCGGGAGAGGAAGUCUGGAGACAGGAUGCGUUCGGCAUGUGACACUGGGCUGUCCUGGUGCCCUUUGAGGCUCCCUGGCACCGUGGUUGCCAGCUUGGGUAACCACCCCACUUCUCUCUUCUUUAAAUUCCUUCCUGCAACUCCCUUAAAGGAGCCUCAUACCAAAGAGCUGUGUUUUCCAGCACAACCGCUGCUUCCAGUUACAGCCAUGCCUGCAACAGAUUUGUUGGUGCUCUGUUGGUGAGUGGGGAAAGCAGGCAGAGGUGCAUUGGGGAGGACUAUCCAUCCCCAGAGUGACCUGAAGGACUGCACAGCUCUCCUGCAUGGAGUCCCCAGACAGAGGUGCUUCCAUCGCCGUCUUACAGCAGUGUGAAGGUGUCCCUGCCUUUGCGCUGUUUUAUACAGCACACACUGACCUGCCUCGUGCCCAAGGCAGGCUCAAGCCAUUUCUAUUCCUCUGCCUGCUGUUUGCCUUGCUCCCGGGCAGCUGUGGCUGGUUAGACAUCAGCUUCCACCAGCUCACCUCACAGCUCUCCACGUUAAAGGUACUAGUUGUGUCAGCAGCAGCUCAGGAUCACAUUCUGAUCCCCAGGCAUCCCACUGUUGUGCGUCGUCUGGAGUAAGGCUGUCAUGGCUCGCUGGCUCAGUGCCGUUGUGGGCCAGAAUCUGUGUGGGCUGAAUCCUCAGGGCAGAGAUCAAACCCAGGAAAAAUGAGGCAUUGCUCAUCCUUUGUGCCUUUUCCUUGCGUUGGUGUUGAGUCCACAGCACGUGGUUUCGGCUGCAGACAUGGACAGCAUCCUGCCACAGAAAGUAAUGUCCCUUUGUUCUAUCUCAAUGGGUUCUGCAGACUCUGUGCCCAGCCAUACCUAGUGGAGCCUUUGCAUCGUCUGAUGGGUUUGUGCAUUCCUCAGGCCAUAGACAGGAAGCUUUUGCCUUAGGGAAUGCAUCUGGACUGGCAGUGAUAGGCUCGCAGCCCUUGGACAGGCUCAGGGACCUGAGGGAGAGGAGAACUACAGUGGGAUUAUGCCUUUCAGUUACAGUUGAUUGUGCUUGUUACUCCCAUGCUCGUGAUUUUCUUCUCCAAUACUUGACUGUCAGAUCUUCCUGGCACUGGACACUUCUAGGUGAAGACUGAUGCUGAUUUCAAAGCUACUGCAGUCACGAAAGCUUGGCAGUAAGUCUUGGGCCACUUCUGAGGAGCCUCAAACCACGAGGUGGUUUCCAGUAGUGAGGGGAGGGCUUAGGCAAGGGCUCCAUCCUGGCAAGGGUAGAGGCAAAGCAGGAGCCUGGGCAGAAUUGGCAGAAGUGUGCGGAUUUUUCUGGUUUCUUUUUAUAACCAUUAACAGCAGCAUUUGGAAGUGCUUUCCUAGCACUUGAAAGGUCUGCUGGAAUAACUGGCAGGCCGGAA